Molecule: messenger RNA, 789 nt
Organism: Solenopsis invicta (red fire ant)
Lineage: Eukaryota; Metazoa; Arthropoda; Insecta; Hymenoptera; Formicidae
Exons: 2
Coding region: 110-469 (119 amino acids)
Source: RefSeq, a predicted model, not a curated record
AAAAUAUUUAGUUAUUAUUAAACUCAUUAAGUUUAAAUAUUAACAGUAUUUUAUUUUACAACACAUAUCUGAGAUAUAACUAAUUUAUAAAUUUUAUUUAUGUGUUAGCAUGUAUAAAAGAAUAUGGACAGCGCUCGAGCUAAACAAAAUUGUCUCUGUAAUUAUUAUACACGCACUCGAUUUAUUAUUAUUUCUCAUAUUAUUGCCAUUUAUGGUUUGGGAAUGGUUCUCUGAAAGGCCAUAUAUAAUAACAAUCUUGAGAACAAUUAUCGAAGUAACGUUAGAGCUGAUUGUGUUGACUAUCUUUGCUGGUGUAUCAAUACUCAUAACUGUGAUUUUUGUAUUUGAUGAUGUAUAUUGCAGUAAAACGCAAUCAAAUCAGCAAAAAAUUUUAAAUAUUGCGCUACAUGAUAAUGAUAAAAGUUUUCAUAUUGUAGAAUCUUCAAAUUUUACAAAUAAUAAACGUUAAAAUACUCAAAAAUCUAAAAGUCGUUUUAAAUUUAAAAAUUAAGAUUUAAAAAACGUAGCGAUAGUAUAAUUGGUUAAAGAGAAACAAAAAAUGUAAUGUGGUCCACUACAAGAAUCUGUGUAGAAAAUUAAGGAUGGUCUUAUGUAUCAUAAAGCCUCGAGCAUUAUUUAUUAGAGAUGUGAUAAGAAAGAUUUUCUUGUUUUACGCUGAUGAGGUUCCAAUCAUUAUUUGUUAAUUUUAACCUUAUAAAUACUUAUUUAUUAGAGUUAAUUUAUAAAGACCAGAAAUGGAUUUAUGAAUUACACUACAAAUCGUUAUAU